Molecule: messenger RNA, 2200 nt
Organism: Plectropomus leopardus (leopard coralgrouper)
Lineage: Eukaryota; Metazoa; Chordata; Actinopteri; Perciformes; Serranidae
Product: G1/S-specific cyclin-D1
Source: RefSeq, a predicted model, not a curated record
UUAAGAUUUGUCUGCACUGGGUACUUUUACUUGUUAUACUCUAUUUUCCAGAUAUUAAAGUGCUAUUUUCACUGCCGAGCUUUUACUUGAAACAGAAUAUUUUCACAGGGUGGUAUUAUUACUUUUAAUCGAGUAAAGAAUGAGAUUGCUUUUUUCACCACCGAUUGCAUUUUCAAAUACUCAACACUGUGUAUUGAUUUGAUUUUCAACUAAUUGAUGACUUUUUGAAGCUAUUUUAUUUUGACAUAUUUGGCCGGAUGUGUCGUCGUUUAUGCUAAUUGCGUUGACGCGGUGCAAUAAAGCGGCGCAGCAGCGGAGAUGAAGGUAAACUUUCCCCACAUGGCCGGUGGGAAGCGCACAACCACCCCGGAUUGUCUUGCGAGUGAGUCCUGUGCAACAAAAGAAAGUAACUCAAAACCCGAAGAAAAAAGGAAUAAACCAUCGCAGUGAAACAACGGAGAGAAACGAGAAAUAAUUUAAUAUACCACAUUUUACACAAACUUUUCAACAGGUAACUAAAGUUUAUAAUAUUCUCCCACGGCUGAAAAAGAAAGCUGGGAGACACAAAAUGCGGAGCGGCUGAAAGACGCGUUAUCUAACGUUAAAACGAAGCUAGUUUUAAGGUUUUUCACCACAUUGACGCGAAGAAAAGUAGCUGAAAGAGACACAAAGUGCUUCAGGCACAGUUAAAUGGAGCCCCAGUUGUUGUGCUGUGAGGGGGACAGGCCUGCCAUCCGGAGGGCCUACCGGGACUCCAACCUGUUGACUGACCGGGUCCUGCACGCUCUGCUGCGGGCAGAAGACAAGUACCUGCCCGCUGCCAACUACUUCAAAUGCGUCCAGAGAGAGAUAGCUCCGUACAUGAGGAGGAUAGUGGCUACCUGGAUGUUAGAGGUGUGUGAGGAGCAGAAAUGUGAGGAAGAGGUGUUCCCUCUGGCUAUGAACUACAUGGACCGCUUCCUGUCUGUGGAGCCCACCAGGAAGAGCCACCUGCAGCUGCUGGGAGCUGCCUGUAUGUUCCUGGCGUCCAAACUGAAGGAAACGAUCCCGCUGACUGCUGAGAAACUCUGCAUCUACACAGACAACUCCAUCACGCCUUCACAGCUGCUGCAAAUGGAGCUGCUGGUUUUGAACAAGCUGAAGUGGGACCUGGCUUCAGUAACCCCUCUGGACUUCAUCGACCACUUUCUGUCUCAGCUGCCUGUCCGGAGAGAGAACCGGCCCAUCCUCAGAAAGCACGCUCAGACGUUUGUGGCUCUGUGUGCCACAGAUGUUAAAUUUAUUGCCAGCCCUCCGUCGAUGGUCGCAGCGGGCAGCAUGGUGGCAGCUGUGGAGGGUCUUCAGAUGAGAAUGGCGGGCAAUGCCACGAUGUCGCAGAAACUGACGGAGCAGCUGGCGCAGACCAUCAGAAGUGACCCGGACUGUCUCAGGGCGUGUCAGGAACAAAUCGAGUCGCUGCUGGAAACCAGUCUCAGACAGGCACAACAGCCACAGUACUCCGUUACCAUGGAAACUAAGAACCUCAGUGAGGGGCAGGACCUCUCGACUACACCCACAGAUGUGCGGGACGUAAACAUCUGAGUGUCGCCGGUCGUGCUGCCGGGCGAGAAAAGAGGAGCAGGUCCAACUGGUAAAGCGGACGGUCAUCUUUGACAAAUACAAAAACACACGCGGCUGUGUUUGACAUGUUGUAUUUUGGAGUCCGGGAUGAACUGUGGCGACGACUGGAGGGCGAUGUGGAAACCAUCACAUCCGGUUCAUCGACAACCUCAAGACUGUAAUUCAGCUGAAGAAACGGCUGAAGACUGAUGUCUGAUGUCUGUUGGCCUUUUCUUAAGACUUUGAAGUCCUUUCUGUCUCCUCCCAAACUGACACUGUGUCGCCGAAAAGACUGAAACCAGCUGAUGCAUUCAGGCGUCCCCGGGCCUGUAUUUAUCAAAAGUUUAAGAAUGACUCUAAGAAAAGUAAUUUGGGAUACACAUGAGACAGAUUUCUCACGCGACCCACUCCUCCUGACGGUGACGCUUUUGGAGCAAAUUUUUUUUCAAGUGACUAAAUAGAAACAAAAUCCUCCUUUCACAUUACAUGUCGAACAUAUUCAUUCUCUCAUUUUAAACACCAGAAGGUGUGAGCCAGUUUAAGAGACCUUUCUUAAAUUUAAGAGCAUUUUUAAGUCGUAAUAUUUAACCCUUUGAAACCU